This is a messenger RNA of Sebastes umbrosus (honeycomb rockfish), 1505 nucleotides long. It is a transcript of the gene rnf183, whose product is annotated as ring finger protein 183. The record is from RefSeq and is a predicted model, not a curated record. Lineage: Eukaryota; Metazoa; Chordata; Actinopteri; Perciformes; Sebastidae. The transcript has 2 exons. Bases 285 to 1256 code for a protein of 323 amino acids. Gene Ontology annotation, molecular function: ubiquitin protein ligase activity. Gene Ontology annotation, biological process: protein ubiquitination.
GAGGAAGUAGUGCUGUGUUACAAUUAGAAAACAACAUAUAAGAGGAGAGAUACGGACAGAAGAGGAGAACAGGGACUGCAGAGAGACCAAAAGACUUCCAGAGUAAAGCUUUAAAGUUGUUGUUUUUUAGUAAUGAAGUUUGGUGAUGUGCAACUUUCUACUGCACUGACACACAAAAGGAUUAUUCUACUUGUGAGGUCACCUCUGAGGACGUGAUCCGACAUUCAUCUACUUCAUCAGCUCCAGAUUCCAGCCGGCACUCUACCUCUAACAUCAUCCCCAACAUGAGUGAUGACGCGGAGAGACACAGGCGCGAAGGGGGCCACAGCCAUGGAGCCAGACAGGCCCCCAACGUCAAACCAAAUCUUAGCCAGAAAGAGAGGAACAGCAAGGAGGACAUGUGGAGGAAGGAGAAGCCUGCAAAAGUGAGGAGAUCGAGGAGUAUUGACUCGGAGAGGGUGGAGAGAAGCAGGAGGCGAGAGCGAGACCGGCACCAUGGAGAGAGGAGGCAGCGUGGGAGGAGUGAGGAGGCCCGGGGACGAGACAGGAGAGAGAAAGACAGCGACAGGAGGAGGCCGCAAGAAGACGAUGUGGACGAGACUGAGUGCGCUGUGUGUUUCUGCUCGUACGAUAACAUCUUCAGGACGCCAAAGCUGCUGGCGUGUGGGCACACCUUCUGCCUGGAGUGCCUCGCUCGCAUCAACGUGACCUCUCCUGAGCUCAAGACCCUGUCGUGCCCUGUGUGUCGUGAGCUGACCGAGCUCCCCCACGGCCAGGACUUGCCCCGCCUGGGCAACAACGAGGAGAUCAUAGGCAAGCUGCCACCAGACAUGCAAAGGGCCCUGUCCAUCCGAUUCAAGCGCAGCAAGGGCAAACUGCUCCUGAAGAACCCUCCUCAGAGCAUCCCGACCAGGACUAAUAUCCUCGCCCUGCCUAAAAAGAGCAACGAUGGCCAGGCGACAGGAGGGGGUGAUCUCCACCUGAGCGCACUGGAGCAGGGAAUUGUCCCAACCACUGUGGUGCACGUAGGAAGGCCUCCAAGCAGGGUCAGAGGUCGCCUGCGCAGGUUGUUCCGCUCGGACCAGUGCUACUACAUCGUGGUGGGGACAAUCAUCACCAUCACUGUGGCGCUCAUGCUGGUGGGGGUUCUGGCCUUUGUGAUCAUACCGAAUGUCAUUCAACGGAGGCCUGAUCAAGCAUUGAACCAAACGACACAAGGUCCCCCAGCUCCAUCCAAUAUAGGGUCGAGACCCUGAGGGGAGUCAGGGGUGGACAGGCUGUAGAGAUGAGUCUAAAGCGGAGGGAGAGAUUAUCACACAAAACUUGUUGUGACUCUCAGUGAUCCUUUUGCCCUCAUUUGUCCUCCUGGUGAAGGAAAAACAAAACACUGGGACGUGGUCAGGUCAUGUUCAGUGAAGUGAAGAAAUGAAGGAAAAUAAGGGCAGCAGCAUUUUUUUUUAAAGAGGACCUAUUAUGCUUUUGUGCCUUUUCCCCUUUCCUUUAGU